This is a messenger RNA of Blumeria graminis f. sp. triticale, 1446 nucleotides long. The record is from the annotation of a GenBank genome assembly. NCBI's taxonomy places the organism in Eukaryota, Fungi, Ascomycota, Leotiomycetes, Helotiales, Erysiphaceae.
AUGAAGAAGGAUUACGAGCCAAGCGCAAGUGACAACACCAAAAUCGAUGAUGUAGCGAGUAAGACGCCAUCUCUUACGAAUAUUAGCAAUGUUGAUCUCUUAGCCAUAGAGAUUUGCAACCUGGCUGGACAGAAUAAUGAUCAAACUCCUAAAGCUUCAUCACCAGUAAUUCAAGAGGCCACAAAAGGAAGACCGAGAAUUAAUGACGGAAAGAAAAUUUAUGCAUCUAGCAAGAAAAAAUAUCGGAUAAUUUCAACACAAAAGGACAGUCCCCAGCAAAUUAAAAAUUCUAAACUUGGUUUGGGACCGUUAAAAUUUUUAAAAACCUCCCACGUUGAACUCCUGGCUAGAUCAUUUACUACGCAGUCUAAAACAAUGGAUGAUUUCCAAGAAGAGCUUUGCUCCACUUUCAGAUCGAUGAUGGGCAGGCUUAGAGCAUAUCGUGGAAACCUGACGGUAAUGAUUAAUUUUGGUCGUAUAAUGAUAUCCAAACUACACGAUAAUUUUAUUGCAAAGAGAAACAUUAAUGAGAAAAUAUUUCAUGUCGAUGAAGCCCGAAAGGUUUUGAGAGAUUUAGAGUUUAAUUCCAACUCACGAUUUACGAAUAUCCUAACUUCUUCAACUAGUGAUAUAAAAAAUAUUAUCUCGAUGAAACAUGAUGAUGGACAGGAGUAUUGGGAUACUAAGAAAAUUGAUAGUUCAUUAGUAUACCAACUUCAUUUUCUUGACUCGAGUGAUAGCUUGAAUGAAAAUUUUUUCGUCGAAAUUGAUGCAGAAACAUUUACGAUUCAGGUUAAGUCUAUCUCUGACUUGGGUACAAUCUAUGUUCACGGAGUCAAAAGAUUUUGGGACUUUUGUAUAUCGGCCCUUGGAGAUAAAAAAGACUCUAGCCUUGAAAUUUUACAUCGAGAACUGGUGGAAAUGAUUUCCGACUCUUUAUUUAUUCCGCCAGAUAUCACGUGUGAAAUUAAAGGGUCAUUAAAAUUCCGCUACUCACUAGAGGAAGUCAACGUACGUCAUGUCGUUCGUUACCCAAGCAAAGAUAACAAUUCAAUACUCCAAAUUGUGGAGGUUCGAUGUCUUGAUGUAUCAUUACGAGAUUCCCCUCAAACGGAAUCAGUUAUUUACCAUGCAGUAUCUUCUAAUACGAAACGUGAAAACAAUGACCAAAGUCUUGGUUUAUGGUUUGAGGUUUCAAUUGGCUGUAGAGAACUAAACGAUUAUCUGUCUCAAAACCAAAAACUAGAGCUUGGAGAUUUAGUUAAUUGGACACCAGAAAGCUUGGAUUUGCUUUCAUUAGACCAGUACAUGUUUAUCCCUGCAUGUAAAAUAUUAGAAAAACUUGACGGGGUUGGAAGCCUUAAUGACAAUAACUACAACAACAAAAGAUUGAACUUGACUAGGCAAGAUAAUCUACUGCUGGCUGAGCCAGCUUCUUACUGGUAG